UACAGUUUGUCAUUGAGGUGUAAGGGCUUUACGGCACAACUAGCUCUAUUCAUAUCCAAGGACUGUAUCGAUGAAACAUCGCAGUUUGCAAAGGAAUACGGGUGAUUUUAUGUCUUAACCAUACUAAAGAUACCGGAAUUAUUCUUUUUUUCAAUGUUUUAAUGUACAUUAUGGAACAAAGCGGGCACCUGCCGUGGAUCGAACGAUGGAGAUGCAUCGCCUACAUGUUGGUUUUCGUAACGUUUUGGAGCAAAGCCUUGGCUCAGAUCAGAUAUUCUAUCUCGGAGGAGAUGAAAGAAGGAAGCGUUGUUGGAAAUAUUGCAAAAGACUUGGGAAUUGAUAAGGUUACACUGAAAGAUAGAGAAUAUCGCAUUGUUGGUGGUACGACGGAACCUCUUUUUCGUUUGAAUUUAGACGACGGCAUUCUAUAUGUCAGCCGGAAAGUGGACAGGGAAGACAUAUGUGAACGAAGUAAGGCGUGCAUAAUCAACCUUAAAACCGUGUUAGAAAAUCCCCUGGAAAUCCAUUACGUGGCCAUUGAGGUGCUGGAUGUUAACGACCACUCCCCCGUCUUUCCCGAGAAAGGAAAGCGACUCGAAAUAUUUGAAUCCACGUUACCGGGAGCAAAAUUCCAGCUCCAACCUGCGCGCGACCCCGACGGGGGUCAGUUUACCGUUCAGCAGUAUACACUCAGCCAGAGUGAUCACUUUCGUUUGGAGGUUAAGGAGAGGGGCGAAGACCGCAAGUUGCCCAUCCUGAUAUUAAAGAAGCAGUUAGACAGAGAGGCUUUGAUAGAACACAAGCUUUUGCUCACAGCUGUUGACGGCGGCAGGCCGGCGAGGUCUGGAACAACAGAAAUAUUAAUUGAAGUGCUUGAUGUUAACGACAAUUCACCCGUUUUUACAAAAGAAGUAUAUUCUGCUACUCUUAAUGAAAACGCAGAACCAGGUACUUUAGUUAUUGAGGUUAAUGCUACUGAUUUGGAUGAGGGUGCAAACAGUGAAAUGGUUUACUCAUUUGGUAAAGAUGUAGAUUUACAUAUACAAAACCUUUUUAACAUUGACCCAAAGACAGGUGAUAUUAAAGUUACCGGUGUGAUUGAUUUUGAAGAAAAUGAAAACUAUGAAAUUGACAUUCAAGUUUCAGAUAAAGGAACUGUUCCUUUAUCCACUGACAAAACUGUGAUAAUUAAGGUUGUCGACAUCAAUGAUAAUCCCCCAGAGAUUGAAAUUACAUCAUUUUCCAAAUCAGUUCUAGAAGAUUCUAGAAUUGGAACAACUGUGGCUUUAAUCAGUGUUCAUGAUUUGGAUUCAGGCCCCAAUGGGCAGGUUUCAUGCUUAAUACGUGAAGAUGUCCCUUUUGCUAUCUCUCCAUCGAUGCAAGAUAAUAUGUACGCAAUAGUGACCAAAUCACGACUGGACAGGGAAGAAAAGCAAUUCUAUGACAUAACAAUCGUUGCAAAAGAUAGUGGGGAACCUUCGUUCUCAUCUGAAAAAAAAAUAAGCGUUAUUGUAUCAGACGUGAACGACAACCAACCACAGUUUUCACUAAGCCCAUAUACGUUCUAUAUAACUGAAAACAAUAACCCAGUGGCACCAGUAUUUACAGUUCGUGCAUCUGACCUUGAUAAUAGUGACAAUGCGCAAAUUUCAUAUCAUAUUCCAACGGAUAACAGUAGAGAUAAUUUAGGUCUGUUUUUGAAUAUCAACUCUGAAAAUGGAGAUAUUUUGGCUCUAAAAAGCUUUGACUUUGAAACCCUGAAAACGUUCCAGUUCCAAGUUGUCGCCACAGAUUCUGGGACUCCGUCACUGAGCAGCAACGUCACGGUGCACGUGUUCAUUCUGGAUCAGAACGACAACGCUCCAGUCAUCCUGUAUCCUCUCAGCUCUAACGGUUCUGCUGAAGGUGUGGAGGAGAUUCCGCGCAAUGUGAACGCAGGACACUUGGUGACUAAAGUCAGGGCCUAUGACGCUGAUAUAGGAUACAACGGCUGGUUACUGUUUUCACUGCAGGAGGUUACUGACCACAGUCUCUUUGGGUUGGACCGCUAUACAGGACAGAUCAGGACACUGCGCUCAUUCACAGAGACGGACGAGGCUGAGCAUAAACUGGUCAUACUGGUCAAAGACAACGGGAACGUUUCACUCUCAGCAACAGCUACUGUGAUUGUCAAAGUUGUGGAGCCCAAAGAGGCUUUUGCUGCUUCUGAUGUUAAAAGUGCAACAAAUGACGAGGAGGAGAAUAACGUGAUUUUUUACCUGAUGAUAACGUUGGGCUCUGUCUCAACGCUUUUUCUCAUCAGUAUCAUCGUGCUGAUUGCAAUGCAGUGCUCUAAAUCCACAGAGUAUACUUCUAAAUAUCUACAAGAGACUAAUUAUGACGGGACACUGUGUCACAGCAUCCAGUACAGAUCUGGUGAGAAACGCUACAUGUUAGUUGGACCCAGAAUGAGUGUAGGAUCUACUAUAGUCCCGGGCAGCCACGCAAACACACUGAUGCUCCCUGACAGGAGGACACAUGGAGAGGUAAGCACAACGCUAUUGCCAAUUAAUUGA
Pungitius pungitius (ninespine stickleback) is the source of this 2555-nucleotide messenger RNA. RefSeq names its product protocadherin alpha-3-like. Gene Ontology annotation, molecular function: calcium ion binding. Bases 162 to 2555 code for a protein of 797 amino acids. The record is from RefSeq and is a predicted model, not a curated record. Lineage: Eukaryota; Metazoa; Chordata; Actinopteri; Perciformes; Gasterosteidae. The transcript has a single exon. Gene Ontology annotation, cellular component: plasma membrane. Gene Ontology annotation, biological process: homophilic cell-cell adhesion.